Molecule: messenger RNA, 1284 nt
Organism: Culicoides brevitarsis
Lineage: Eukaryota; Metazoa; Arthropoda; Insecta; Diptera; Ceratopogonidae
Product: venom serine protease-like
Exons: 3
Coding region: 1-1284 (427 amino acids)
Biological process (GO): proteolysis
Molecular function (GO): serine-type endopeptidase activity
Source: RefSeq, a predicted model, not a curated record
AUGAUAUUACACUUUUAUGUUCGUCGUACAUUAAAAACGAGUCUUGUACUUGUUGUUUGGGCCAUUCUUGCCUCCCAGCUAAUCAUUCAUCAUUUGUCUCUUCGUGCAGCGCUUCUAUUAAUCACCGGAUUGACGAUCGUGGCUCAACUGAAGCACGCCGACGCCUGGUUCGAGACAUGUAAUAGAAUCAUAAAUUUAGCAGCUGGCGGUAAAUCCACUGUAAAUUCUCCUUUGUACAAGGCUAAUUAUAGAGCCAACUCAUCAUGUCGCUAUCAAAUAAGUGCACCGCAGGGAUUCACGAUAACAGCGACGUGUGAUUUGAAAAUUUAUCGGGAUGCCAGCGGCAAAUGUUCAGGAGAAUAUUUUUACGUGAUGCGAAAUGGAAGCACCGAACUAUUGGGCAGCGAAUUUCUCUGUGGCACAGGAACAAUCACUCGAACCAGUCGAUUCAAUAAACUGACACUUGCCUAUACUUCCGCAAGCAAGAAUGUCGGGCAAUUUUCUUGCUCCAUUUCGACGAAUUGCGAUUGCGGUUGGAGCGUAAAGAGCAAAGUCGUUAAUGGGCGAGUUGCUGAAGUAAAUGAAUACAUUUCAAUGGCGGGAAUUGUUGACCUUACAACUAACGAAGUUCGUUGCGGCGGAAGCAUAAUUUCGCCAUUUUACGUUCUCUCGGCAGCGCAUUGUUACAAUACGGCCCAAUUUUCGAAAGUUACGAAUGUUGGAGUUCUCGUUGGAGAUCACGAUUAUUCGACGGGGCAAGAUACUCCGUUUUCCGCUUUUUAUCGCGUUGCUUUAAUAAAGAAACAUGUCGGUUUUAAAUCCAUUACAAAUGUUAACGAUAUUGCUUUGUUAAAGACAUCCAAAGAAAUUCAAUUCAGUAUCGCCGUUGGACCUGCCUGCUUACCAUAUGGCUUCGCCUCGAACUAUUUCGAUGACAAUUUUGAACUUGAAGCUCCUGGAUGGGGCGCAACAUCAUUCGGCGGACCAAAUUCGAAAAUUUUGCAAACGGUGAAACUGCAUACGAUGAAGAUCGAAACAUGCAAAAGCCGGGGAAUGUUGAAUGUAACAACGAAUCAAUUGUGUACGUUCACGAAGGGAAAGGACACGUGUCAGGGUGAUAGCGGCGGCAAUUUGUACUAUCGCAGUAACAAACUGUACACCGUGUUGAUUGUUAGUUAUGGUUCGGGAUGCGCGACAAUUAAUCCAGCAGUAAAUACAAAAAUUUCCGCAUAUUUGCCAUGGAUCAAGGCCAAUGCUGUUGGCGCGAAAUUCUGUGGUGCAUGA